Molecule: messenger RNA, 1228 nt
Organism: Arabidopsis lyrata subsp. lyrata
Lineage: Eukaryota; Viridiplantae; Streptophyta; Magnoliopsida; Brassicales; Brassicaceae
Product: ABC transporter E family member 1-like
Exons: 8
Coding region: 132-1205 (357 amino acids)
Biological process (GO): translational termination; translational initiation; ribosomal subunit export from nucleus
Molecular function (GO): ATP hydrolysis activity; ATP binding; ribosomal small subunit binding
Source: RefSeq, a predicted model, not a curated record
UAUUGUUUGCAUCUGCUAAUUUCCAGCACCAUUGAUGAUUGCCAAACCUAACAUCCUAUAAAGACUUCCCUUUUGAUGGUCAGAUAAAUAUUGAUUUGUGUAUCUUGUAUUUGUGUAGUAUAUUCUGAGGGAUGGCAGAUCGAUUGACGCGAAUCGCUAUCGUGAGUGAAGACCGGUGCAAGCCUAAGAAAUGUCGCCAGGAGUGCAAGAAGAGCUGUCCUGUUGUCAAGACUGGGAAACUUUGUAUCGAGGUUGCUCCUACUUCCAAGACUGCUUUCUUAUCAGAGGAGCUUUGUAUUGGAUGUGGUAUCUGUGUUAAGAAAUGCCCCUUUGAAGGUAUUCAGAUUAUCAAUCUUCCUAAGGACUUAGCCAAAGAUACAACCCAUCGAUAUGGGGCUAAUGGAUUUAAACUGCACAGGCUUCCGGUUCCACGGCCGGGGCAAGUUCUUGGCGUGCGUGGAACCAAUGGUAAUGGCAAAACUACUGGUCUCAAAAUCUGGCCUGCUGGAGACCUCAAGCCAAUUUUCGGCAGAUUUAAUACUCCUCCUGACUGGGAAGAAAUUUUGACUCACUUCCGCGGGUCAGAACUUCAAAGCUACUUCAUCCGAGUCGUAGAAGAGAAUCUAAAGACUGCUAUAAAGCCACAACAUGUUGACCACAUAAAAGAAUUUGUUCAAGAUAAUCUUGGGAAGAAGCUUGAGGAGAUGGACGAGAGAGGAAUGAUGGAAGAGAUUUGUGCUGAUAUGGAGUUGAACCAGGUCUUGGAGCGUGAAGCAAGACAAGUAUCUGGUGGAGAGCUGCAGAGGUUUGCGAUUGCCGCAGUUUUCGUAAAGAAAGCUGAUAUAUACAUGUUUGAUGAACCAUCUAGCUACCUCGAUGUGAGGCAGAGACUCAAAGCUGCUCAAGUUAUACGCUCACUCCUCAGGCAUGACAGCUACGUAAUUGUUGUGGAGCACGACCUCAGCGUCCUUGACUAUCUCUCGGAUUUCGUGUGCUGUUUGUAUGGGAAACCAGGAGCAUAUGGUGUCGUGACUCUCCCCUUUUCUGUCAGAGAAGGAAUCAAUGUGUUCUUGGCCGGGUUUAUCCCCACAGAAAACUUGCGUUUCAGGGAUGAAUCUCUGACCUUCAGGGUUUCUGAGACUACACAAGAGAGUGAUGGGGAAGUGAAGUCCUAUGCAAGAUACAAAUACCCAUACAAUGAGUAAGCGACUUGGAGAUUUCAAGCUGG